Molecule: messenger RNA, 3116 nt
Organism: Brassica rapa (field mustard)
Lineage: Eukaryota; Viridiplantae; Streptophyta; Magnoliopsida; Brassicales; Brassicaceae
Biological process (GO): regulation of transcription by RNA polymerase II
Cellular component (GO): SAGA complex
Molecular function (GO): transcription coactivator activity
Source: RefSeq, a predicted model, not a curated record
UGAUAUCGACGAAAACAUAAAUCACAGGUUACUCCACUUAAGUUACCUCCACUUAUACAACCAGCAUCACCAUUUACCACUGCAUUAGUUUCUGCUGCUGUCGUCAUCCGUCAUUCAAUUGAUAUCAUUUCAUAUUAUCUUCCAUGUAGAUCGUACUGUCCAAUCUGGUUUGGAGGAAACGCUAGACGAGGUUCUGUCAUUGCCGACAUUAACUGACACGCCACCAUCAGUGUUCUUCCAUUUCCUAACUUCCAUCGAAAUUAACAAAAAUAGCCCGGAAUUGAUGUCGCUUUCAUAUUGUCUUCCCCGUCUUCUUUAUGUUUAACAUUUUUAAGUUUUCAAAUCUGCUCUAUUAUACAUACAUACUUAUAUAGUAUAGUUUAAUAUUAUAUAUGAUUUUCAGAUUUUAAUUACAUUAUAUUUUAAAUUUGGGUUUAUUAAUUAGAGUUUACUGAUUAGUGUUUAGUGUUUAGUAUUUGAAAGGUGAGGAUGAAAUUAGAAAUAGGUUAAAAUAAGGUUUAGUAUUUUACAUUUUUGUUUAUUGUGUUCUAUUCUAUUAUAUACAUAUAGAAUAGAAAUGCAAAACAAUAUACAUUAUAUUUUUUUUUAUGUUCUAUUCUUAGUGUAACGUAAUAUAUUAUAUAACUAUAUUAUUUUAAUAUGUUUUAUUAUAUUUGUUGAUUUCUAUAGAGUGUUCUAUUUUAUUUUGAAAUAUAGUUUGUAAUUUUCUUAUGUUUUAAAAUCGUUUAUUGUUCUUGAACAUUGAUAAUUUCUACCAAAAAGUCAAAAAUUUGAACUAUCAAAUCUUAAUAGUAUUUGUCUAUAUUAGUUUUCUUUUAAAAAAUUCAUUUUUUAUUAUUCAAAAUUUUGUAGUAUAUUAUUCAUAGAGCUUUUUAAAUAGGUGUGUUCUUAUUAUGGCCACAUGUUAUAGAUUUAUCAACGUCAUCAGUUAUUUUCACUUUUAUCGUCUACUGGGUGUUUUUCUACACCGAGUACAGAAAUAAAAUUUUAUAGUUUAAAUCAUAUUUAAAGAUAAUAGAGUUUAUUAUCUGCUUACAAUUUAAUUUUAAUUCUUAAUAUAAAUUUAUGUAAAAAUUAAGAUAAAAUAACUUAUAUUUAAAUUUAUAUCUAAUAAUAUAUAUUUUAUAUUUAAAAUUAUAAUUUUGGAAAAUCAUUUUAUCUAUUCUUUUGAUUAAAAUAUAUAAAAUAAAACUCUAAAAAAUUAAUAAAAAAAUUCUGUUAGGUAUAUAAUUAUCAAAAAGUAAAACUAAAUAAUAUUUAAAAAAAUUUAAAUAUAAAAAGAAACUAAGAGUAUUGGGAUAAGAAUAUUACCAUGUUUUAAGAACUCCAUAAAAUUUUGAAGAAUUUUUUUAGUUAUAAAAAUUUAGAUAAUUAUAAAAAAUAGAAUUAAGUAAUAUUUGAAAAUUAUAAAUUAUUAUUAUAUUUCAAUUUCUAUUAUUAUAUUCUUUAUUUUAUAUUAAUGAUGAUAUAUGAGUUAUUACCAUCUUUAAAAAACGUUGCCAAAAUAUAAAUCUACUUAAGGGUACAUGUCAAUUAGAUCAAUGUCAUGUCAUAUUUUAUACUAAGCCAUGUCAUUAUUAUUUUUUCAAAACUACACAUGACAAAUCGCUUUUUAAAUAAUGUGUAACAGAUUUUCUACAUACAAAGUUAUAACCAGAUAAAAAAGAUGUUAAAUGUUUUUUAUAAUUAAAUCUUGUCAAAAUCAUAGAUAUAUAUUUUUAUUUCCUAUUUGGCUACUCUCAGCAAAUUAACCCUUUUUCAUACGUCAAUAAAAUCAUUUAGGCAAAAAAAUAAACUUUAAAGCCUCGGUUUGGUCUUUAAAAAAAAAGCCUCGGUUUUGGUCUAUCUAUUUCACGCACGAACGAAAAGAUGAAUCCACGCAAUUAAAAAAAAAAAAAGGAAGCGAACUCGAUAAAAUAACAAAGAAAAAAAACAAAAAUCCCUUUAGGGCAGAAAGAGAAGAAGUACUUCUGCAAGAAUCAAUCGCUUCUACUGGUGUCAAAGAAGAUGGGGUCAGAAUCAGAUCAAUGCUCUUCCAGAUUCAAUACCAUGGAGGUCAAAUCUCUCAUUUACCAAAAAAUCGGACACUCGAGAGCUAACAGUUACUUCCACCACCUUGGUAACUUCCUCACCUCGAGGAUAAGCAAGUCCGAGUUCGACAAGCUUUGUAUCAAGACCAUCGGUAGAGAACACGUCCCUCUUCACAACCGUUUGCUACGUUCCAUCCUCAAGAACGCAACCGUUGCUAACUCUCCUCCACCACCAAGAUUUCUCAAGAAAUCUGAUUCUGCAUUCCCUCGAAAGUGCAGGUCGAGGAAGUUUAGAGACAGGCCGAGUCCGCUUGGUCCGCUCGGGAAGCCUCAAAGCAUCACCACGACUAAUGACGAGUCCUUGUCCAAGGCACAGAGACUUCCAAUGGAAGAAGGAGAAGAGGUUGAACAGAGUGUAGAGAGCCGAAGAAGCCCCUUGACCGCGCUGACGGCGCCGCUUGGUGUUUCCAUGACCGGAGCAAGAAAGUUUGUUUGCAGAAAGGGUGAGACUUGUCAAAACAGCGGCGAGCUUCCUGAUGCAAUGACCUUGAAGAGUAGGCUAGAGAAGAAACUGGAGAUGGAAGGGGUAACGUUGUCAAUAGACUCUGCUGAUGUUUUGAAUAGCGGGUUGGAUGCGUUUAUCACAAGGCUGAUAAAGCCUUGUUUGAGUUUGGUCGGACAAAAACGAGUUUCGAUGUCGGAUUUGCGCGCUGCAAUGGAGUUGAAUCCAAGGGUUCUUGGAGAGGAUUGGGCUAUACAUCUAGAGAAAAUCUGUUCUCGUGCUUCUGAUGAGGAGUAAAGUUGUAGAAAAAAAACAUUUGAAACUGUUAAUGAUAUUUGAUUGAUCGAUUCUUUUCCUGGAUGGGAAUUGCGAGUAGAGUCUUCUUGAGGAAGCUUUGAAGGAGGCUUCAGGUUGUACAAUAGGUUUAUAUAUAAUAGAUAGAUAUAAGUUUAAAUCACCAUUUGUUUAGAAGGAUAUCUUUACUUUCUUUUUCUGUAUUUCUUUCUCCUUGCGUCUCUCAAUGUAUCAAAUUUUCAAUUAAAGAAAAAGAAACUUUUAACAUC